GUCUCAGUGUGGUUGCAACGCUCGAUGAGAUGGGAAAAACGCUCGGAAAAAAUGUUCUAUGCAAAGUAAAUUUAAUCUGAAACCGUUCUUAGCGAAACCUUAAUAAGCGAGGGCGCAGCUCUGUGGGCGCGUUCCGCGAAUAUUUGUCUGCGAGUGACGAAGCUUUGAUGUGAAUUGGAAAGUGGAACACUGACCACAAGAACGCUUAGUGUUGAAUUCAAGUGAAAAAUUAUUACUAUUUGAGAAAUCUUUCAUCGUAAGGUAGUUUUGAAGAAGAUACAUCACAGAUUUUUUGUGACGAUCUUUGCUGCAAAAAAUUUGUUAUCAGAGCACGGUUAAUGUAGAAUGUUGUUUGACAUCCGCGGGACGCGAGCCCUAGUCCAGUAGUGGCGAGUUCGAUAUGAGCUCGGGCUUCUCUUCUUUGAAAAGCACUUCAUCAUCUGUGAACGUGGUGGUGGAUGCGCCUAUGGGAGUGAUGGGGGUUAGGUUUGAGGCUGCUUAUCCUCACGAGGCGUCCCUACAGCUAAGGAACAACUUGCAUUCGUCGUCAGCUUCGGCAGAAGGAACAACAAUCGUUUCGUCGUCACCCGAACCCUCGUCGCGCUCGCCGUCGUUGAGGUCUGACAGCGGCGGCAACUCGUCGCCUGACCGUCACGCGGACGAGAGCCAUUCGGGAUCACCUGCGCCUACUGAUCCUGCAAGAUCCCCCGAAUGCAGGGCUCCAUCCUCUGAUAUUUCCAUCAGUCCAAGGGAUCUGAUGAGCGCCAAAACAGAGACUGGCCCCACCACUGGGUUUUACACCUCCUCACCUAUUCAUGUGCACACCAGCGUUCCUCCGAUGACUGCCACCACAUCGCCUCCUCCGUUCCAACCCAUCUAUCCGCUGCCACUCAGAACAGGGGGUGGAUUGUCACCUCAUCAGACCCAAUAUCCAUCUGCCAUGCCUAUCACUCCGACGACCACUCCUCCUGUCACCGACACUUCCCUCAUGACUCAUUCACCGAUCACAAAUAUGCUGCCCUCCUACAUGUCACAUAUGAUGAUGAAUACCUCCUACCACGGAAUAGCACCCCAUACCUGGCAUCCCCACGUAUACGGCCCACCGGUAAAGACCCCAACGUCCCACAGCAUCGCUGAUAUUUUGGGGUACCGGAAAGAAAACCCAAGACUAGAUUACCUACCGGACUCGCAUCCUCCCCGGCUCGUCUCUGAGGACGAGCCGCUAAACCUCACCGUCAAAUCUUCUGUUGAUUACGGCAGCUCGCCAAAUAAAGGUGACAUAAUAAAGAAAUCAUCAUUUUACAACGAAAAGGUGUCUAAUGAUAACAGAGAGCAUUAUUUGACACCCAUAAAUGAUAUUCUCUACAGCUCCUCGAUGCUCAAAGAGUGUUAG
This is a messenger RNA of Hyalella azteca, 1393 nucleotides long. RefSeq names its product integrator complex subunit 6 homolog. The record is from RefSeq and is a predicted model, not a curated record. The transcript has 4 exons. The coding region runs from base 401 to 1393 and encodes 330 amino acids. Lineage: Eukaryota; Metazoa; Arthropoda; Malacostraca; Amphipoda; Hyalellidae.